Carassius gibelio (silver crucian carp) is the source of this 2173-nucleotide messenger RNA. RefSeq lists its product as uncharacterized. The record is from RefSeq and is a predicted model, not a curated record. The transcript is spliced from 5 exons. NCBI's taxonomy places the organism in Eukaryota, Metazoa, Chordata, Actinopteri, Cypriniformes, Cyprinidae. The coding region runs from base 23 to 937 and encodes 304 amino acids.
CGUAGCCAGUCUACUGGGUGCGAUGGCGGCGCCGGUUGCUGGAGGAUUGACGGAGUUUUUAGUUAGUGUGGCAGUGGCUUCAUGGCUUGCGCAAGGUUUACUCAGCGUUAAUGCAGAAAUCGUCUCAGUGUCCAUGUCAGAGGGAGAUUCAGUUACUCUUCUCACCGGUAUUAAAACAAACCAAGAAGACAGAUUUAGAUGGUAUUUUGAUGACACUCGCAUCGCUUACAUCAGUGGAGAUCCCAGUAAGACCUGCACAGAUGUUCAGUGUAAUGAUGGCACUGAGAGAUUCAUAAACAGACUGAAGCUGGAUCAUCAGACUGGAUCUCUGACCAUCAGGAACAUCACAACCACAGACUCUGGACUUUAUACACUGACGAUCAAGACCAGCAGCGAUACAGAGACCUUCAAUGUGUCUGUCCAUGGUGUUUCUGCUGCUGAACGAGAUACGAUGAAGAGAAAGUCAGUGAAGGAGGGAGAAUCUGUUACUCUAGAUCCUGGAGUAAUAAAACAACCAAAUGAUGUGAUCACGUGGUGUUUUAAUGACUCUCUCAUCGCUGAAACCACUGGAGAUCAGACUCACAUCUGUGAAGAUGUUCAGUGUGAUGACAGAUUCAGAGACAGACUGGAGCUGGAUCAUCAGACUGGAUCUCUGACCAUCACAGACACCAGAACCACAGACUCUGGACUUUAUGAAGUGAAGAUCAAAUCCAACACAAUCCACUACAGUACCACCAACACUAACAGCUUCACUCUUUCUGUGACUGUUGUUUCAGGUUCAGGUCUGUCUUCAGCUGUUGUAGCAGGAAUUGGUGUUGGUGUCGUUGUACCUGCUGCUGCUGUGAUUUACUAUUGCCGCAGGAAAACCAGAAAGGAUGAAGGAACCCCUCAUGAUCGGAGAGGAUCAUUUGCAAUGACCGUUUGCAUGCUUGUUUGAGCAUCAGCAGCUGCACACGAUUGCUGAUGGCACCCCUUUCCCAUUUAAUGAUUGGAUAGUUACAGUUUGAGUAAAAAAAAAAGUGCAUUUAUUUAGUUUUUGUGGGUUAGUUAAUGGCUUGUGGUGAAGGCUUUCCUUUAGCGGUUUCAUAUUUAAGCAGCUCUCGAUGAAGUUCAAUGUAUUUGACUAUUAACUUAUAUAACCAUAAUGUAACCACUAGGUGGUGCUAUUUAUCUUCAAAUAAUUGUUUUGCUUUAGAUCAGUGCUUGCCAAACUUAUUGAUUCGGGCUGAUUUUCAUUCGCAGUCCCUGGAUAUAAAAAUUCUUGUAAUGUGUACUGCAUUAAGUUUAGACUUGUUAAAGCACUUAUUGAUUUUCAUUGCUUCCAUUGUUAAGUCACUUUAUAUUUAAAUAUACCAAAUAUACUCUAAAUGCUAGAAAUGUAAGCAUUAUAUUUUGGUAAUCAUUUGCCAGUGUUAUUUUAGUAUCAUUAACACACUGACAGUUAUUAAUUUUCAAUUACAGUUAUUAAUUUUCUCACUGUUUUAUUUCCUGUUUUACUGUUUUGUCAGAGUUUUAGCAAUUUUAUGUCACUUAUCUUUUAAAUGUCUAGAAUCAUACAAUAAUAAUAAAACAAGGUUUAUUAUGCAACUAUUUUAUUAAAAUGUUUUAAAUAGUUUUUACCAUGAUAGAACCUGGACAUCCUUAAGUUUAUACAAUGAUUUUCUGUUUUGAUCACUGGUUAUUGUUUCAGUGCAGGUGAAUUCACUGGUGACGUGAUGCCACUGAUGCAGUGGCAUGCAGAUUGUUUUUCUGUUUUUUUUUAAUUCACUGAAAAUUCUCUGUAGCAAAAAAAAAAAAAAAAUUUAUUCAAUAAUUUCCAAGUGGUAAAUAUUGACAGAUUUAAGCGUUUGACUGAGGCAAACUGCCAUUGCACUAUACUGUUAUUUUGCAUAGAAUACAUUGUUUAACAAUACUUUUGCACACUCAUCCAACUGUAUUUAUUACCAGUGUUCUUAUCUUGCUGUGUUCAUAAUGCACAAACAAUCACUACAUUGCACUCCUAUUUAUAUUCUGUACAUGCUCUGUUCAAUACUUUAUAUAGCAACUCCACUGUACAUUCUGUAUACCAUAACUUUACUUACUCUGCACUUUUAUGUAUAUAAAACACUAUUUUCUUGCACAUCUGGUUAGAUGCUAACUGCAUUUUAUUAGCUUUGUAUUUGUACUCUGCAUA